Molecule: messenger RNA, 2200 nt
Organism: Chrysoperla carnea
Lineage: Eukaryota; Metazoa; Arthropoda; Insecta; Neuroptera; Chrysopidae
Product: basic salivary proline-rich protein 2-like
Exons: 2
Coding region: 61-2130 (689 amino acids)
Source: RefSeq, a predicted model, not a curated record
GUAAAUAUUCAUAUGGUUUUAGUUUCUGUUUAAGUAAAGAAGUGCAUAAACGUUUCUACUAUGGUGUUUCUUAACAUAAAAUAUUUAUAUGUCGUUAUUUAUGGUUUUGCAUGGUUUUGCAAAGUCAACGCUGGUGAUUCGAAUGUUUCAAAUCAAAUAAGCAUAAACGGAGCGGAUAAAAACAACGUGAAUAUAGCAAAUAAGGUCAAUAUAAACCAGGCAACAGGUGCUCCAUAUCACGGACACUUCUCAGGCAUUCCGGGAUAUCACUUAAGUUAUCCUUAUUACAUUCCACAAAAGAAUCCCAAUUUAUAUCCGCAACAACAGAUUGGAUCCCGACCACCGAACAAUUUAUGGUCACCAUCAAUUUACCAACCAUCUCAGACAUAUCCAUCUAAUGAAAUAUCUCAAGGAGGCAAUAAUCAAUAUCAGCCACAAUCACCGAACUUACAAACCCAUGCAAAGCCUUACCCGCAAUCCCAGGCAUAUCCAUCUUAUCCAAUACCUCAAGCAGGCAAUCAACCUCAAGGAUACCCAAUACCUCAAGGUAGCAACCUUCAUUACCAGCAAGCACCAACUAGCUUACAAACCAAUACACAAACUUACUUGCCACUUCAGACAUAUCCAUCUUAUCCAAUAGCUCAAGGAAACAACAAUCGACCUCAAGGAUACGCAAUACCUCAAGGAAAUAACAAUCAAUACCAGCAACCACCACCUAACUUACAAACCAAUACACAACCUAACCCGCCACCUCAAGCAUAUCCCUCUCACCCAAUACCUCAAGGAAGCAACAAUCAAUCUCAAGGAUACCCAAUACCUCAAGGAGUCAACAAUCAAUAUAAGUCACCACCACCGAACUUACAAGCCAAUAUACACCCUCAAUCACCACCUCAAAUAUAUCCAUCUUAUCCAAUAUCUCAAGGAGGCAACAAUCAACUUCAAGGACAGCCAAUACUUCAAGAAGAGAACAAUCAAUAUCAACCACCACCACCAAACUUCCAAACCAAUACACAACCUUACUCGCCACCUCAGACAUACUCAUCUUAUCCAAUACCUCAAGGAAACAAAAAUCAACCUCAAGGAUACCCAAUACUUCAAGGAAGUAACAAUCAAUAUCAGAGACCACCACCAAACUUACAAACCCAUACACAAUCUUAUCAGCAACCACAGACAUAUCCAUCUUAUGCGAUACCUCAAGGGGACAUCAAUCAACUUCAAGGAUACCCAAUGGCACAAGGAGGCAACAAUCUAUAUCAGCAAUCACCACCGAACUUACAAACCAAUACACAGUCUUAUCUGCCACAUCAGUCGUAUUCAUCUAAUUCAAUACCUCAAGGAGGCGAGAUUCAACCUCAGCCAGAACCAGCGAAUUUACAAUCCAACAUACAGCCUUAUCCGGCACAUCAGACCUAUCCAUCUGUUCCAAUACCUCAAGAAAGUAACAAUCCACAUCAGAGACCACCGACGAAUAUUCAAACAAAUACGCAGCAUUUUUCACCACCUCAGACACAUCUAUCUAUUCCAAUACCUCAAAGAGAUGAGAUACAAGUUCAGCAAGAACUAACGAACUUACAAUCCAAUACACAUCCUUAUCCUGCUCCUCAGGCUUUUCCAUCUAAUCCAAUUCCUCAAGGAGGCAACAAUCAACCUCAAGCACCACCAUUGAACCUACAAACCAAUACACAGCCCUACCCACCACCUCAGACCAAUCCAUCUAUUCCAAUACCUCAAAGAGACGAGAUUCAAUCUCAGGAAUGUUCUUGUGGAGAAAUCUACCCAUCACCUGCAAACGUUUCGGGACAAGGCCAGCAAUUACCAGGACAAAAUCUCGGAUCAAGAGCUCUUCAUCAGGGCUACCACCAAACCAACUUAAGGUAUUCUCAACCAUCGCAGAUUUACCUAUCCAAUCGAAUAUUUCAAGAAAGCCUACAUCAGCCAUCACUACUAUAUUUACGACAAAAAUUACCACUUAUGAAAGAAAAACGUGAGAAAUGUGUUUGUCCAGCAGAAAAAAUCAGCUCUCAAGAACAGAUAAUCAACCAACAAAAUCCUUCCGACUCACAAGUCAACAUGCAGUCAGGAACUGUCAAGCUCCGUCCUAAGGAAAUUCAUAGCGAAGAACUUGAUUGAUGUAGGUCGUUAUUUUUCUUUUAUUUUUUAAUAAAGUAAAAAGAAAUUGAAUGCCUAUAUUGAUACUAAA